GCGCCCCUUUCACACGCGGGGAACUUCGAGAUCUAUCGUCCCCUCCUGUGCGAUUUCCUCGAAGAUACCCUCGCCAUCGACUUCAUACCAAUCGACCCACCACCGAUACUUCCUCGUUUUCGAUCAUUCUGUCUAAAACCCUAAUUUCUUAGAUCGAUCCAUCGAUCGAUCGAUCCUCUCUUUUUGAUACGCUAGAGGCGAGUUAUUUAGAAUACGUCCACCAUGUUUAGUAGGAUUUUUGGAAAGCCCAAGGAGCAGGCGAAUGCCUUGGCUACCCUCGACAAGUUAAACGAGACACUUGAGAUGCUAGAGAAAAAGGAGAAAGUUCUGCUGAAGAAGGUUGCUGCUGAGGUUGAAAGGGCUAAGGAGUUCACCAGAGCAAAGAAUAAAAGGGCUGCAAUACAAUGCUUGAAGAGAAAGAGGCUUUACGAGCAGCAAGUUGAGCAACUUGGGAAUUUCCAAUUGCGUCUCCAUGAUCAGAUGAUAAUGUUGGAAGGCGCAAAAGCUACAACAGAGACUGUUGAUGCAUUGAGAACUGGAGCAUCAGCAAUGAAGGCUAUGCAGAAAGCAACUAAUAUUGAUGAUGUUGACAAGACUAUGGAUGAAAUUAAUGAGCAGACAGAGAACAUGAAACAAAUUCAGGAAGCACUAUCUGCUCCACUUGGAGCUGCAGCUGAUUUUGAUGAAGAUGAAUUAGAGGCAGAACUUGAAGAGUUGGAGGGUGCAGAAUUGGAGGAACAGCUUCUUCAACCUGCCACGACUGCUCCUGCUGCUCCAGUGCAUGUCCCUGCUGGUAGGCAACAGGCUCGGCCUGCUCCACAGAAAAAUACAGCUGAAGAAGAUGAACUUGCAGCAUUACAAGCAGAAAUGGCGAUGUAGGCAGGUCUUUGAUGCUUCAAGUGAGACCGAGGAAUGUAAAAAAUGAUCGUGUACUCCAGUCGGGAUGACAAGAUUCUCUACCUCAAUGGUUUAUGUCAUCCGGUGUGUAUACAUUUUCGCAAGAUAUUAUAAUGGUGGCUGAUAUAAAAGAUGUUGCUGUCGAUGUGUUUUCCCUUUAUGAUUUCUGAAAGGUGGAUCGUUCUUGUAAUCACACUUUUCUAAGGCUAACAGUCUAGAUUAUCGUUCUGUAAUGCACAUAAAGAAUAAGUUAUGAUUCACAAGAGUAUUUGCUGAGAACAUAAGACUGCAUGGUGGCCAUUCUCUGCGCCACCACUGGUAAUCAUUACUAGUGCCCGAGUUGGAGGCUUUUUGUUUUU
Messenger RNA from Phoenix dactylifera (date palm), 1256 nucleotides. Its product is annotated as vacuolar protein sorting-associated protein 32 homolog 2. Gene Ontology annotation, biological process: late endosome to vacuole transport via multivesicular body sorting pathway; vesicle budding from membrane. Lineage: Eukaryota; Viridiplantae; Streptophyta; Magnoliopsida; Arecales; Arecaceae. The record is from RefSeq and is a predicted model, not a curated record. Gene Ontology annotation, cellular component: multivesicular body; ESCRT III complex; cytoplasmic side of plasma membrane.